Boleophthalmus pectinirostris (great blue-spotted mudskipper) is the source of this 7189-nucleotide messenger RNA. RefSeq lists its product as uncharacterized. The coding region runs from base 556 to 2013 and encodes 485 amino acids. Lineage: Eukaryota; Metazoa; Chordata; Actinopteri; Gobiiformes; Gobiidae. The transcript is spliced from 6 exons. Gene Ontology annotation, biological process: positive regulation of cell size; positive regulation of translation. The record is from RefSeq and is a predicted model, not a curated record.
CUGGUCUCGAUUUUAGCCUGUCGAGGCAGCCAGAGAGAGGAGCAAGAAGCAGAAGAAGACAGAUUUGUCGACAAGUACAGACGGUGGUGUUCAAAGGAGGAGCUACCGGAAGAAGAGAGGGAAGAGGAGAUCAGGUAGAAAGAAUGUAGGAGAGAAAAUAUAAGGAGAGAGGGAGGGAGAGAGAGAGAGAGAGAGGAGAGGGAAGGGGGUUGCAAACAGGAAAGCGCACAGGCGGCAUUGGAGUUUAAGCUGCAGCAGCGAAGGAGAGAAUAAGAGAGAAGGGAGAGAGGGGGGCCCAGAGAGAGACGGAGAGGUGCAAGAAAGAAAGAAAGUUUGAAGGAAGACAAAAUGGUUGCGUGAGGAAGUAGAGGAGAGGAACUGACUUAAGGAAGGGAGGGAGUGAGACAGAGAGACAGGCAGAGAGAGAAAGAGAGAGAGAUUGAGAAAAGUUUUUGAGACGGAUGAAGAAAACAGAAGGACUGGAUGGCAGAGGGAGCGAGCAGCGGCAUUGGCAAAACCGGAGAUUCUCAACAAAGGAGCCCGUAAGCAUUUGACAUGUACACAGCUGAAGUAACUGGACACUAUAGGUUCGUACAGAAUGGUCUCUUUCCUCCCCCCUGCGCAUGCCAGAGGUGCGUCCACUUCGAAUACUUGGGACACAAUCAUGGAGGAGGAGGAGGAGGAGGGGGAGCGCAGACAUCCAGACAAGGAGACCACCCAGCUUUGGAUCGGACCAGGCUGGAUCUCUGGGCCAAGGAUCCAACCAGGACUUCCUUGGGGAGCAGUAGACUGGAGAGAAGUUGUCACAGAAGCCCGCAAAGGAGACCUGUUUUUGUCGGGACUGUCCCAUGCAACCGCGCUGGUCCUGUCUGCUCCUACGAAAUUCCUCCAGCUCACUGUAACUGCAACGCAAGACACUGUCCGCCUUUAAGGGAGCAGUGCCGAUGUAUGCAUAGUAAUUCAAGGGUGUACACUUUUGGCGUACCUCAUCAGUUACCCCACUUACAGGUGAAAGACCAGGGGUACAAGCUGUGCAAGACGGUCAGGUAUGCGUCCAUAGAAGAUGAAGACUACGUUUCAGACAGGAGCAGUUUCGAACCCCAACACAGUCCACAAAUGGGGUAUAUACCAAAUGGGCAUUGCGGGAUAGGGGCUUUCGGGGUGGAGGGUGUGGAGGAAAGAGAUACGCAUCAAGACUGGGACAGGACGCAGCCGGAAAGAUCAGAGCAAGGGUGUAACGGACAUGGGGGAUUUUACAAAGGGUUUUUCACCACGGAGGUCCCGCCAAAACACUUCAACCCAAACAGGAGGAGAAAUGGGUCGUGUCUAAGUUCUGCAGGUGGGACGCAAAGUUUGAAAUCGAACGGCGUGAUGGUGAAGAGGGAGCAGAGUCCAGAGCCAGGGGAGCAGAGGAGGAAGGACACGGUCAGGGAGCAGAUAAGACAAGUGGUCACCAACCUGGAGGACGUCCUAGGAGGGCUCAAGCAAGUCCAUGUGGAGAUGAGAGAGGUGGUGCAGCAAAUUGAUCGUCUCACUGCCAAUAUCGACCUAAGUGAAGAGACACCCAGCAUCACCCCAGGGCCCGAAAAUAAUAAUAAUUGUGUGGACUUUUCUGAGGACUUGAGAGUGGUCGCCAUUGGCAACCACAGACCCCAAAUGGCUCAACACGUAGACGAGGAACGCAUCAUCUUACGCACGAACUCUCCGUCACCCAUUCACACGGCGUCGGUGGUCAAAACGAACCGAAUUGUCCCGUUUUCGAAGCAAAAUGGAUUGAAAAAUGGUCACCCGCCUCAGUUUUAUAAUAGCAACCACAUGGGACAUACCAUUUUAGGGCAAGAGACGCCCCACCCGCAAGCAUUGGACCCUAAAGUCAUUAUAGAAAGUAGGACGCAAAAACCCCCGCCAUAUCCGCAAAAUGGCCGAUGUGGAAAGUACCAGGCCCCCGUCAAACCUGCCCGGACCCCCUCUUCGAAUUUGGGGAGAGGUCGGCAAAGCUCCAGCAUGGUAUAGAAAGAAAGAGAGAUGGAGAGAGAGAUGGAGAGAGAAAGAGAGGAGGGGAAGUUGGAUGAAAUUUGACACCCUGCUACAGUGGAGUGGACUUGGGAGCAGGCAGGGGAGCAAAUCCUGUGUGUCUGACUCAAAUUAAGUGUGAUCUGUGAAGAGGAACUAGGCCUUUGUAAUACCACCACAAAUGAGUCAACGAUGAUUUAGAAAGUAAAAGAAGAACAAGAAGUUUGCGACUAGGUCAGGAAUUGGAAUACACAAGACGUUUUGCAAGAACUCUGGCAGUACGAGUUUGGGCACCAGCCAAUCAGCGAAGAGCCAUACAUUCUGUGUUGGCAACGAUUCCUGAGAUCAAGGAUUUAAAGCCGGAACAAAGAGAAUGUUUGUUGAAUUUUAUCAAGGGAAAAGACGUUAUUGCCCUUCUUCCUACAGGAUUUGGUGCAUUACAUACGUCACGACCAAAUAGCAGUGACUAGUUAAAUUAAAAAAAGUGCUCGUUAUUGUCCUUUUUCCUAUAGGAUUUGGGAAAAGCUUAAUAUACCAGUUAGCGGCGCAUUAUGUACGUCACAACCAAAUAGCAGCAAUUGGUUAAGUUAAAAAAAGUACCCGCCUACCGUUGAGUGAAUGAAUCCUAAUGCUGCAAGGUCAAAUGAUUUCCCACAAAAUGAAACUGGCUGAAUCAGUCUAGCAGAGGCAAGCCUGCUCUGUAAGAAUACAAGUUUUGGAAGGUGUUUUAUAAAAGUAAAACCAGGGAGGGGGCUGGUGCAUUGUAAUAUUGUUUCAACCUCCUGCUUAUACGCAACAGUUUGAGGAUCAUUCAAAAGAUAGAAUAUUCUGUUUUGAAUGGUUAAUUACCAUGGCAGCUAGGGAUGGGUAUCAUUAAGAAGUUGCCAGUACGAUACAUACCUUGAUACUUUGGCCAGAUUGAUUCGAUACAGUUCAGUAAAAAACAAAAGCUAAUUCAUGGGCCCAUCCAUCUAUUUUCUUCUGCUUAUCCGGGGCCAGGUUGCAGUUGCAGCAGUCUAAGCAGGGACUCCCAGACUUCCUUCACCCCGGACACUUCCUUCAGCUCCUCCGCGGGAACCUUGACACUUUCCCAGGCUAACCGUGAGACAUUGUCCCUCCAACGUGUCCUGGGUCUUUCCCGGGACCUCCUUAGUCAUGGGUGUGACACUAAAUGUCUUUGUUAAACCACUUCUUGUGCAAAGAUAAUAUGAAACACACCCAUUUAAAGAAUCAGAACAAUAAACCCAUUUCCUUCCUCUGAACACGCAACAAAACUGUAGCACUGUAACAAAAUAAUUAUUAAAAUAUACCAAAAAAUACUCUUGGCCAUAUAUUGGUAUGGCAGCCCAUGAUAUCAAUACUGUAUCAUCACAUUAAACGAUACGAUAUAUAUCAAUAUUUUUGAUAUUUUUGCACACCCCUAAUGGCAGCUCUACAAAUAUUUCAUUACUAAGCCCAUGGAAGCAGUAAUUAAUCAAAGAACAAAUAAAAAGCCAAAAAAAAGUCAGAUUAUUAGCUAUAAUGAAUAAUUCAAAACAUGAUAAAUUUAUAAUGCUAACUGGCCAAUUAUGUAAACACUCUGUUGAGGUAAACUUAUUGUGAAAAUUGGGCAGAGCUUUUUAACUGUAUGGUAAACACCAGACUGUGAGGUAAUGUACAGUCAUUCCUCUGCAGUGGUCAUCCAGGCUGGCUGCCAGAUGUGGUUACUGGGGGUUGGGGCAUAAUAUAGGGAAUUUUUUGCACAAUACACAUCUAAUACUAUGAAAACACUGGGAGAGAAAGAAAAACGUACUUGUAAAUCCUUCCUAAAAAUAUAUAAAAAAUUUUGCUAACUCAAAAAACUUUCAUGCAGAAUUUGUCCUUCUUUUUACACAAUGACGAAGGGAUUGCACAGAUGUCAAAACAAUGCGGUAGUUUUAUCUUUUUGUCCAACCCAGACUAAGUAAUUAUGGUUAGGAUUUUAGGAAGUCUGUUUUUCUCAUUAAUAACUGGGUAUGCAAAUUCUUAAACUGCAAUAUUAAGACAUAGUUUUAUCAGCGCAUACUUCAAAUUGAUAAAACAAAACAAAACAAAACCAAAAUAGUUUAAGAAGAAGGAUUCAUUCUUAGCAACAACUUAAUUACGGAGUUACCAAAAUAUACUUUAAUAUAGAAAAAAACUAUUUAUAUUCUGUUAGCUGCCUCAUUUGAAACUAAGAUCUCAAAAUAUUCAUGGUUUAUAGUUUACAGUUAGGACCAAGAAUAGUUCAAAGUUCCCAGUCGGGUGAAAUGUUGCACAAAGUUUAUGUACCCCCCUCUUGUGUAGAAAAUGCGUCACUGCAGACUAUUUUUCCCUGUUCUCAGCGUUGGGCAAGCACAAUCUGGUUUUGAUCAUAAAAGUGCCUGAAAAAGUGCCAGUGAAGAGAGAGAGAGAAAGAGAGAGAGAAAGAGAGAGAGGGAAUGAAGAGAGAAAGAAAGACAGGGAUACAAUACUUCUGCUGCUGUAAUCCUUUUGCCAUUGGAAACAGCCUGUAGCGGUGGUUGUAUUGUAGACACAAAGUUAGUGCUGGGUCAGGGCUGUCAGAGUGUGUGUGUGUGAGAGAGAGAGUGUGUACUUUUUAUAAUAAUAUAUUUUUUAUAUAUAUAUUUGUUUAUUUAGGAGCAGGAAAGUGGCAGAGGUGAAAGAUUUGUCAUUGUAAAACUUUAUAAGUGUUCAGGGCUACAUCAGCUGACUCAUUCUUUCCAUCCAGAGCGAACAAGAAAAUGUGGUUUUGCGGGAGUCAGGUGGACAAUAUAUUUCAACAAUUUUAAAGCUAAAAAAAAUAUCCAGUACAUUUUUGUUACAGCAAAGAGCGUUAUGUAGUAUUUUAAAAAUGUAUUACACCAACUGCUGAACCUCGGCUGUGCCUCAAAGGGCCCAUGUUGCGCUGUUCUCUGAUCAAUGUUAUUAUGUUGUUUCCUCAUCCAAAACAUACCUGGAGUUGUGUUUUGUUUCAUUCAUACAUAUUUAACAUACACAAUAUACGCUGUUCCACCUUGUGAUGUCAUGUGGUAAUAUAAGAAGUGCUCCACUAUGUUUUUAAACUCCAUACACCUUCACAAGAAUCAUUUGGGCAAUUUCAGCUCUGGAAUUUCCAUUUUUACUGAAUUAGGCAAGGCAAGUUUAUUUGUAUAGCACAAUUUGUACACAAAGUAAUUCAAAGUGCUUUACAGAAUAAGAAAUACAUUAAAAUCAUAAUCAAAACAAAUCAAAACAUAAAUAAUCAUGAACUAAACUGAACUGAAUUAAAGGUAAAAGGUAGCCAGGCUGGCGCCACCUAGUGCUUCCAGUCAAUUUCAUUUUCUCUCCAGUGACUAAGUUGUGGACCACGCACCGGCUAUUCAGCGAAGAGCUGUGAGGCCAUGACGUCAAACUCAAGCACCUGUCUGGGUCCCUUUUGUGGUACAGCACAACAGUAAACAAAGCAGUUGAGAUGGAUGUAGACAAAGCCAUACAUUCUGUGUUGGCAAAGAUUCCCGAAAUUGAGGAUUUAAAGCUGGAACAAAGAGAAUGUUUGGUGAAUUUUAUCAAGGGGAAAGACGUUACUGCCCUUCUUCCUACAGAAUUUGGAGCAUUACAUACGUCACGACCAAAUAACAGUUAUUAGUUAAAUUAAAAAAGUGCCCGCCUGCCGUCGACCUAACGAAUCCUAAUGCUGCAAGGUCAGAUGGUUUCCAUGAAGUGAAACUGGCUGAUGAAUCAGGCAAGGUAAAAGGUAGCUGUUAACAUGAAAACUACCGCUUCAUGACAUCACAAGGUGGAAUAGAGCAGUCUGAGCUCUGGAGAUGUUGACAGACUACUAAUAAAAGAUUACUCAAACAUGUGUGAUUGAAACAAAAAUGAGGUAACACCAUUAUAACAUAGCUAAAACACAAGAGUAAAUUUUGUGCGAUAUAGGACCUUUAACCUGUAUAUAGAUGGAUACAAGUUUUUCUCAUUCUCAGUUUAUGGACAGGCCUCAUGUGAAAGAACUCCAGAAUUCACUCUCUGAGCUGCAGAGGUUGCACUAGCACUGAUUCAUGAUUGACUGUAUUUGCUGCUGUUUAGGUAGGAGGAUCCAGAUCACUGAGAAGCAUUUUAGGUUUAAACCAUCUGGAUUUCAGCAUUGAAACUAGGGCUACUCGAUUAUGGAAAAAAUCAUUAUCACGAUUAUAUUGAUUAAUAUUGAAUUAUUCAAACGAUUAUUCAGUUUAUUUUUUAGUUACACGAUGCAUUUAUUCAGCAUUUAGCUCUCAAAAAAACAUGCAAAACCUUCAAAUUGAAAAUAAAUAUAGGUUAAAAAUAUGUACCUUAGAGCAGUUUUGCGAUGUAUAAAACAUAAAAUUAAUAAAAUAUACUUGAACACGUACUAAGGCAUAGAAAAACAUAAAUGUAUCCAAAAUAAACUAUAUAUCCGGCUGUUCUACAAUCUCUAUACUUAAAAAAUAAAACGGAUUUACUUAUUUAUAUAAAAAAUAUCCCAAAAUAAAGUUUGUUAAGCUUUAUCUUUUCAACUCGAUUAUAGAAGUUUGGAGAUCAUUUGACACACAAAUCGAAAUUGCGAUCAAAAUUCAAUUAACUACAUAGCCUUAAUUGAAUCUGGCAACCCAAACGAAAGACUCAUGUGAGGCGCAUUCUGCUUUCAGAUUGGAUAAUAGUCUUGAGAACCAAAACAACAAAACAACAGGAUCAGCAUUAGAAUUGUCACCAGUAAAAAAUAUAUUUGAUUUGAAGAUAUCUACCUCGACACAGCUCGCUUAGAUCUGUCAGUUCUGCUUCACCCGACUCACCCAUCCUUUUCAAUGUCAAAUACAAGGUACAAAAAAAAGAGCUGUCAUGGCCUGAAGAGGGGGGUGCCAUCGAAGGACUUGCCCCCAAGAGCCCACCCAAAGCCCACCCCAAAGCUCACCCAAAGCUCACCCAAAGCUCACCCAAAGCUCACCCAAAGCCCACCCAAAGCCCACCCGCAGUCCUAGAGGAUCGGAGAGAUGCAAGACCGUCAACACAAGAUGGAAUGUGUUCAAUAGAUGUGGGAAGAAUAGCUUAACCCAUUCACCACCAACUAAAGAUACAAAGAUUAAUUUAUUCUAUCUAUUUUAUUAUUAUAUUGUAUUUUGAGGCAGCUUAAGCCACUUUGGACCUUUAUAUUUAUAUUGAAAAUAAAUAUAUGAUGAAGAAA